AUGUGCAGCUGCGGUGGAUGGAACUGGGACUGGCGCACCACGUGCCUUGGCUGUGGGUACGCGGCCCCGCCCUGGGCGCUGGAUGCUGCUGCCAAGGCCAAGCCCCAGGCGGACAAGGACGGCCGGGUGGAUCAGCCGCGCGGGCGCCGUGCCCAGCGGCAGGCCCGCAGCGCGGCAACGAGCGCGGCAACCUCCAAGUCGCAGACCUCGGCGUCGGGCGCCAGUGGGGCGCCCAGCGGCAGCGGCGCCACGGCGAUCGAGAGGCUGCAAGUGGCGGUCGAGCAGCUGGAGGCGCUGCAGGCGGAGCCGCCCGACGAAGUCGACUGCUGCUUCGCCGACGUCGUCGGCAGCCAGCUGGAGGCCAAGCGCGCCGAGCUGGCAGAGGCCCAGAGGGCCGCAGCGGAGCAGAAGGCGGCCUCCAUGCCGCUGCCGCUGCCGACGACGCUCCACAAGGGGGCGAACGCCAUCAGCAAGGCGGAGAGGCGCCUCCGCGCAGCGCGCCAGAGCCUGGCGCAGAAGCAAGAAGCUCGUGGACUCGUCGAGGCCCAGCUGCAGAAGGCCCGGGAGGAGCUGGCGCAGCUCGACGCGGAGGUGGAGGAGGCCAGCCGUGCGCUCCACGCCCUCGAGGAGGAGGCCAGAGUGGAGGCCGCGGCGCAGCUGCGCCAGCGCGCGGCCGAGUGGGCAGGGGCCAGCCAGGUCCCAGGGCCCCUUAUGCAGCUGGACAAGCUGCCCGAGGCAUGGGGCUCCAGCAACUUCGAGGUGGCGCGGGCGGCCAUUCGCCCCCAGGUGGAGGCAGUGCGCGCGCAGCUUGCCGAGGCCCCUGUCGCCCCGAGGAGAGCGCCAUGGGCGGAGUCGCGCCCCAUGGACGAAAUCAGCAGCGAGGACAGGGACCGCGCAAGAGGCUGCAGACACUGGCAGCCGCAGUGCGCCGCGGAGCGUGGCCAGGCCGAGCGUCGCGGUGACGCCCACGGCCGAGCUGCGACGGCAGCUCAAGAUGUCCGCUGCGGGCUGGAGUUCGGGGUCAACGGCAACGCAUGGAGGUGGGGCCUGGAGGGGACCGAGGCCUCGGGCUCGCGCAGCGGGGCCCCGCCGCGCCUUGUAGCGCACCAGGAGGAGGGCCCGCUGGCGAGCUCAGGCGGCGUCGCAGGCUGGAGGCAGGGCUGGAGUGGAGUCACAGCGCCCGCUGCGUCAGACCUGCAGCUGCUGGCAUGCUCGCUGCACCUCCGUGGCGCCCUGGGACCUAAUGGCUUCGACCUCGACAGCUUCGCUGCCUUCGGUGACUCGGUGCUCUACCAGAGACCGCGGUUCAUUCCCUUCGUGGGCAUGGCCACCGAGACGUUCAGCACCAACGGGGCAGGUUUGGCGGGGCGGGCGUGUAGCCUCACCGUGGCCAAGCCGCCUGGGUUGGCAACCCUCCACGCCGCCCCAGCGGGCGGCAGGCCGCUGGGUCUGGCCCGCAACGUCGACGGCGACAUCGCGCUGCAGGCCGUGGGCACGGAGCGGCUGGUGGCCGCGUGGUGCGGCGGAGCAGGGCUGGGAGUGGCACGCCGCCUCCGCGGUCAGCACCCGUCCCUCAGCGCUGCCAAGACGACCUUCCUCGCUCCGAGCCCCAGCCCAGGAUGCCAGCUCGGGGCGUGCGGGAAGUCGCAAGGCGGGACCCUCUGCGAGACCUUGCAGGCCAGGCUGGACCCGAUCCACAAGGCUGGGCCCGCGGCCAGCGGGGUGCGAGGGCGCGCGGUCACGGGCAACGCGGACGGCGAGCUGCACAGUUGGCGGCGGGCGGCCAGUCGCAGCGCAGGAGCGCUCCCCAUGGGCGCAGAGCGAGGGCUGCGCAUGCGAUAUGCCGAGCUCAGGAGGAAGCGUAAACUGGACCCUGCAGCCCUCAGGGCAGGCCACGCAGCCCAGACGAAGACAGGCCUGCUGCAGGCAGGCGAGCUGCCGCCUAUGAUGAUGGAGCGGGGGCUGGGGGCGGCGAAGACCAGGCACGCCAGAACUGACGGGCCAUGGAAACACUGCGCCUCCCCCUUCGACGCGGAGAUGCUGACCCAUGCGAGGGUCGACGGGCACUUCAAGUCCGAGCGGUGCAUGAGCGCGGACCUCGGCGACGAGCUCAACCUAACCUCAGGCACCUCGGGCCUCAGGAGCUGGGAUGGGAGGCUGGCCCAGGCGCUCGAAGUGCAUCCUUUCGUCACGAGACGCGGAAACUCAGCCGCGGCACCUGCCUGCUGGGGGCCCGCAUCUCCAACCCGCACUGGGCGCAGGCCAGGCUCCUCGACGCACGGGAACAGGGGCAAGCACGCUGCUGCGGAGCAGACGGAGGCACCUUGUGGCACCGCCAGCACGGCGGCCCUGUGCACGAGGCAUUCCGAUGAGAAGCUCAACGGCAAACUGUACCUCGACGGCGCGACGCUCGAGCCGCUUUUCGGCGCCUGGCGCUGCGGGGGCGGAGCCACGGCGCACCGCGUCGGCGACGGCAACCUGGUGGCAGGGGUGCACGGCGCAGUCGGGAGCGACCGCUGCCCGCAGCGGACGGCCAAGGACGGCGAAGGCGUAGCGGCCUGGAUGCUCGCCACCCUCGCAAGGCCAGCAGUGGAGGAGGUCAACAUCGACUAUUCGAGGCACGCAGUGCUCGACGGGCGCCUGGCGGAGGCCCAGAGGCGCGGCAACGAGCACGCAAGCCGCCUUGCCGUGAGGAGGGCCCAGACGCAUGCAGCGGACAAGCGGACCGCUGGCGUGCACCAGGCGCAGGCAGGGUUCGUGCAGGAACUCGGGCGCUGGAUCUGGUGGGCCGUCAUCUUCGGGCAAGGCAUCGAGGCCAGGGGCAACAGCUCGGCAGCCGUUUCGGCCAGUGCAGUAGCCUUCAGCAUCCUGGGACAUGCCCUGUCCUACGCCUGCGCUGGAGAAGGUGAGGACACACAGGAGCUCGUGGCGUGCUCCAAGUGUGGCACCUACAUGGCGCUGGGCGGCCGCUCAGGGGUUAAGCCUCGCCUCAAGGAGCGGUGCCCAGGCGACAAGACCGACAAGGGCGGCAGGAACCAGCGCAGCCUGUGGCUACGAGGACUCCAUCCUGGAGGCAGGAGGCAGGAGGGGCCACGAGCUGCCAGGCACAGAGUGAAAGGAGAGGGCAUCCCUACGCUGCGCUCGCAAGGUCCAGUGCCAGAGCACGCGCAGGAGCGGUACCUGGAGUGGUUUGGCACUGCAGCGGAGCCAGCUGCAGACCCCUCGGCCACGGCGGGCGGUGCAGGCAGCGCCCCAGCGGCAGCUGCUGAGCCGCGAGUGGUUGCGGACCCAGGAGGAGGCCCCUCGGAUGCGGCCGUCGCGGCGGCCGCCGCCAGCCUGCCCAAGCGGCGCCCUGCUGCAGCGAGAGAGGGGAGCCUCGGCGAGCUCGGGGUCGUCGAUGAGGAGCUCGCCGCCGCGGCUGGCCCUGCGGGCGGGGCCCUGGAGGGCCGCAGGGUACGCCGCCGCAUGGCGCGCCGUGGCGGCCUGUCCGUGAAUGAGUGA
This is a messenger RNA of Prorocentrum cordatum, 3501 nucleotides long. The record is from the annotation of a GenBank genome assembly. NCBI's taxonomy places the organism in Eukaryota, Dinophyceae, Prorocentrales, Prorocentraceae.